Eucalyptus grandis is the source of this 1763-nucleotide messenger RNA. Its product is annotated as calreticulin-3. Gene Ontology annotation, molecular function: calcium ion binding. Bases 184 to 1380 code for a protein of 398 amino acids. Gene Ontology annotation, biological process: protein folding. The record is from RefSeq and is a predicted model, not a curated record. The transcript has 14 exons. Lineage: Eukaryota; Viridiplantae; Streptophyta; Magnoliopsida; Myrtales; Myrtaceae. Gene Ontology annotation, cellular component: endoplasmic reticulum; endoplasmic reticulum membrane.
GCGACCCGUGGAGGACGCUCGACCCGAAGGCCACUCCCAACCGUCUGAAAACGAGCUGGAAUUCUGAACCACGGAACACGGAGACGAAGAAGAAGAAGAAGACGAAGAAGAAGAAGAUGGCGAUGGGAGUAUAAAAGGAAGGCGAGUUCAGACAACAUCAGGCGUCAGACGCGGAGCGUGCUCAUGGGGUCGCCACUGCUGCUGCUGCUGCUGUUCUCCGUCUCCCUCCUCUCCGGCUUCGCCGUCGCGGAGAUCUUCUUCGAAGAGCGCUUCGAAGAUGGGUGGAAAGAUCGGUGGGUGUUGUCUGACUGGAAGCGGGCCGAAGGGAAGGCAGGGACAUUUAAGCAUACGGCUGGGAAAUGGCAUGGAGAUCCUAAUGAUAAAGGUCUCCAGACUUAUUAUGAUGCAAAGCAUUAUGCCAUAUCGGCAAAGAUACCAGAAUUCAGCAACAAAGAUCGGACUCUAGUCGUCCAAUAUUCACUUCGGCUUGAGCAGGACAUUGAAUGCGGUGGUGGUUACAUCAAGCUUCUAUCUGGUUAUGUCAAUCAGAAGAAAUUUGGUGGCGAUACUCCAUAUAGUUUAAUGUUAGGACCAGAUAUAUGUGGCUCACAGACAAAAAAGAUUCAUCUCAUAGUUUCCUACCAGGGGCAGAAUUAUCCAAUCAAAAAGGACCUCCAAUGUGAGACUGACAAGUUGACUCAUUUCUACACAUUUAUACUUAGGCCAGAUGCUUCAUACAGUCUAUUGGUUGAUAAUCGUGAGAGGGAAAAAGGAAGUUUGUAUACGGAUUGGGAUAUCCUUCCCCCACAGAAGAUUAAGGAUUUGAAAGCUAAAAAGCCGGCAGACUGGGAUGACAGGGAAUACAUCGAUGACCCUAAUGAUGGCAGACCAGAGGGAUACGAUUCAAUUCCUAAGGAGAUUCCAGAUCCAAAAGCUAAAAAGCCUGCAGACUGGGAUGAGGAAGAUGAUGGCAUAUGGAAACCACCUAAAAUUCCGAAUCCUGCAUAUAAAGGACCAUGGAAAAGAAAGAAAGUCAAAAAUCCCAACUACAAGGGUAAAUGGAAGACUCCUUGGAUAGAUAACCCAGAGUUUGAAGAUGAUCCCGACCUUUAUGUAAUGAAGCCAAUCAAGUAUGUAGGAAUAGAAGUUUGGCAGGUGAAAGCUGGUUCUGUUUAUGAUAAUAUACUGGUCUGCGAUGAUCCACAGUAUGCAAAGCAAAUUGUGGAAGAUUAUUAUGAAAGGAAUAGAGAGGCUGAGAAGGAUGCCUUUGAGGAAGCUGAGAAAGUGAGGAGAGCUCGGGAAGAAGAGGAAAAUGAAAAGGCCAGAGUGGAAGGUGAAAAGAGGAAGAAAAAGACGUGGGAGGCACUCCAGACGGCAUGACCCACAUGAUUACUUGGAUGAUUACCAUGACGAGCUCUGAUGACAUGCAGUUUUCCUCAAUCGUUUUUGCACUCAUAAAACAGAUGAGAGAUGCUUUCGUGCUGAAACAGCUUAUGGGUUUAUUAUAUCCUGUCCUUGAUGUGAGAAACUACGACAAACGCGAAGGUUAAUUUACCUGCAAUAGCUUGUGUUUGAGGAGCACAAUUGCUUCUAUUUUCUAGUAUGGAUCCUGGAAGUAAAUCCUGUCAUACUUUCGGCUUAAAUAUGAGGAUUGUUGGAGCCUUGUACUAUGAACUUUUUUCUUCAUUACCUGCAUAUGAUUCUACUGGCUGUGUUGUUAUGGUUACUAAAGAAAUUCGAGUUGCCUUUCCUUUUUGACAUUC